Molecule: messenger RNA, 5644 nt
Organism: Dicentrarchus labrax (European seabass)
Lineage: Eukaryota; Metazoa; Chordata; Actinopteri; Moronidae
Product: E3 ubiquitin-protein ligase AMFR-like
Exons: 9
Coding region: 873-1766 (297 amino acids)
Biological process (GO): ubiquitin-dependent protein catabolic process; endoplasmic reticulum unfolded protein response; protein K48-linked ubiquitination
Cellular component (GO): ubiquitin ligase complex; endoplasmic reticulum; cytosol
Molecular function (GO): ubiquitin binding; ubiquitin protein ligase activity
Source: RefSeq, a predicted model, not a curated record
UGAACGGUGAGCUCAGAGAUUGGACAGAGACAGGGUUUAUUUCCUGUGAAUAUUGAUCAGAGAUUAGUUUUUUUAUAGGCUUCGUUUUCUUCACAUAAAUGAAUGAAAUGCUGAUAUAGUUUUAUUUUAUCAAGUUUUAUUUCACCGUUUAAACCUCAUUAAAACUCAUAAAACACAACAUUUAAAGUCAUUUUAGAAUAAUCACUUUAAUCUGCUGUGAAUCUAAUUACAGAGAAUAUUUCUGACACAAAGAGACAUUAAAGCUGCUGUAGGUAACUGUUAUAUAUAAACUUUCUGUCAGUAAUAACUCCGGUUGCUCCUGGACCUCCUAAUUGGAUCCACCGGUGAAUGAAAACAACCAAAGAUAUUUAAUUACUGAGUCUAAUUCCCAGCUCGUCAAAUACAGACACUGAGGAUGAGUUUUAUAUAUAAUCUCCAUUCUGCCCUAUUUAAAGACAUUUUAUCGACCAAACCAGGAACGGAUGAGCCCAUAUGAUAACACACUGAUUUAAAGUCUCUGGAAAUAAUUAAUUUAACUUUAUUUGUAAUAAAUAACACUCCUCCGUCCACACUGGGUCUGCUGAGUCCACACGUCAGUGACACAACAUCAGUGUUUAACUUUAUGUGUUGAGUUUCUUUCUCCUCUCAGCUUUGUGGCUUCGUCACAUCAGGAUGAGUUCGAUGCUUCGUCCUACAUUUGUGUCAAACUAUCAUCAUAAACAAACCGCCCGGUUCUCCAGCGGUUUCUACCAGCACCGGAAUCAAACCCACCGCUUGUACCAAACCUGAAGGACAAGUUCUGGAACUUCAUCUUCUACAAGUUCAUCUCCGUGUUCGGCGUCCUGAACGUGCAGACGGUGGAGGAGGUGGUGAUGUGGUGGCUCUGGUUCUCAGUCCUGGUCUUCCUCCACCUCCUGGUUCAGCUCUCCACGCCCGGGUGCUGCUGCUGUGGUCUGGCUACUCUCUGCAGCCGCCUGGUCCGCAGCCAGGGCCGCCACACUGCCGCCUUCAUGGCCGCUGAGGUCUUCAGUAACAUCUGGUUGUCCAUGGCGAGUCUCGUGACCUUCAUGCAGCUUCGUUUCCUCAUUCAGCGAGGGUCGAUCCGUAUAAUAAUCUGUUUUCUGUGGCGUCCGCAGAAGAGCUCGCAGACAAUAACGACGGGAUGUGAUGAGUUCGGCUCAGAAACUGCCCUGUGGUCACCUCUUCCACAGGUACGGGGGGGCAGAAGACAACUGUGGGUAACGUGUUCGUGUCUGCGCUCCUGGCUCGAACAGGACACUUCAUGUCCGACAUGUCGGAUGUCCCUGAACAUCGGAGAAGGAGGUGAGACACGUGAGACGAGGGAGGCGGCUGCUGACAACAUGGCUGCCGGCUCCGAAGUCGACGCUCGGCCGCACCUCAACCAGCUCCACCACUUCUUCCACUUUGACGGUUCUCGUAUUGCCAGCUGGUUGCCCAGUUUCUCAGUGGAAGUUAUGGCCACCACCAACUUUCUGGGCGUCGCAGCCAUCAACCCAUCUCAGAUCAACACCAUGGCUCUGCAGAUCAAGGAGAUGUUUCCUCAGGUUCCCCUCCAGUCGAUCCUGCAGGACCUGGAGAUCACCCGAUCCCUCGAGGUCACCACCGACAACAUCCUGGAGGGACGAAUCCAGACCGCCGCCCCGCCACCGGUCUCCGAUCAGCAGCUCAUCCAGGUGACUCCUCCCCCCGAGGACGAGGGCGGAGCGGGAAGAGGAGGACGAGACGGAGGGCGAGGAGGAAGAUGAGGAAGAGAGCGAGGCUGCGGAGGAGAAGACAGACGAAGAUGCAGAGAAUGUGGAUGUUCGGUUUUGUGGGUCAGCGGUGCAGCGACAGGAGCUGCUGCUGCUUUUAUUCUCUGCUGUCGUAGAGUCUCUGCUCUCACACAUGGGAUGUUACACCAAACCUUGAACGCUCAUAAAUGAUCAGCCAGAUUUUAAACUGAAAAGGCAAAAAUGUUCCAGAAACAAUAAUCUGGUUCCUCUGGUUCCUCUGGUUCCUCCUGGUGCUCCACAAGAAUCCUCCGGGCCCGAAUGAAAACAACCAAUCAGAUUAGAGAAAGAUAGUUGACAGUUGAGUCUCAUUCUCAGGUUGGCAAAUACAGACGCUGGAAAUGAGACUCAACUAUCCUCAAAGCUUCCAACCCAAAGCGUCUUUCUGCCGUCUGGAGGUGAGCAGAGCGAGAGAGAAGAAGGAUGAGAAAGGAUCUUAUGGAGUUUGUAAAUGAUCUGAAGCUCCAGUCUGAGCUCCGUCAGCGUCCUCUGCUCUGAUUAAAGGUUAAAAUAACUCCGCUCUGCACCGACAUGCAUGUUUCCUGCUCUGCGCUGACCUUUCUUCCCCUGAGCCGCUGUAGGAGGUUUAAAAUCUUGGUUCCCGUGGUUUUCGGCUGCUCGUUAUCUGCGACCCUGACGAGCCUUUGAGCUGUGGCUCCAUUAGUGAAACCACAGCGGGCUUUUUAACUGAUGUAGCCCAUUUACUACAAAUCACCUGCACUUUACAUCACCGCCGAGAGUUUCCAGGAUUUAUGUCCGUCCUCGCAGGCAGCUGCUCACAUCAGAGUGACGGUGUGCAGGUAGAUCCAUCACUCCUGCUCGGCUUUAUCUGUAACAUUACUGUACUACUACAGUUUUCACUUCACUUUUAUGUCUACCUUUUUAAAAUCUACCCCCAAAAUCCAUUUUUAUAGAUCUGCUCUCCUCCUACUCCCAUUUGCUUUUUGUUUUACUCACACUGUCGUCUCAUUUUACUGCUUCAUCUCUCGAUAUUUGUCACAAUAUUACUGUCUUAUGGUCGUCUAUAAGCUGAAAAUUUACUUUUAUCUUCUUUCUCUUAAAAGCACCCUUCACUUCUUUCUUAAAAAGUGCUGUUGGAGUUGAAUUGUUAUAUUUCUAUUAUUAGUUUAAAGGAAUUCAACACAGCAAUAAACUAAAGUCCAUCUAUUAAUAUGUUUCAGGACAAACUGAUGGUGACAAAAACAAAACUUCAACAUUAUGGACCAAAAAAUACAACUAACCACAAACAGCUGUGAUAUCACUCAACACCAGCCUCCAUAGACAGAAACACUUAAUUUACCUCACAUAUAAAAGUGGAAGAAAACCAAACAAAACUGUUUUAAACCGUUCCUUUUAGUGUUUCCAACAAUCAGCAACUCUGGUUUGGUGGAAAUAAAUCCUUAAUUCAAUUCAGUUCAAUUCAGUUUUAUUUGUAUAGCACCAAUUCAUAACAGAAGUUAUCUCAGGACACUUUUCAAAUAGAGCAGGUCUAGACCGAACUCUUUAAAACAUUAUUUACAGAGACCCAACAGUACCACCAUGAGCAAGCACUUGGCGACAAGGGCAAGGAAAAACUGCCUGUUAAAAGGCAGAAACCUAGGACAGAUCCUUCGGCUCUAGGUGGGUGGUCGUCUGUCUCGACCAGUUGGGGUGAGAGAGAGAGAGAGAGAGAGAGACAGAGAGAGAGAGAGAGAGAGAGAGAGAGACAGACAGACAGACAGACAGACAGACAGACAGACAGGUGCACAGCAACAACAGUAUUGGCAAUGGCAAUCUAGCAGGACCAUGGCAGGAGGCUCCACCAGGAUCGAUGAGAACCUGCGAGACGAGAAAGCACAAGAACUCCGGGGAAGAAGUGGAGUUAGUAACAUGCAUUAAUGGAACAUGAAUGAGUGCAGAAAGAGAGAGGAAGAGAGGAGCUCAGUGCACCAUGGGAAAUCCCCCCGAUAGUCUAGGCCUAUAGCAGCAUAACUAAGGGAUGGUUCAGGACUCACCUGAUCCAGCCCUAACUAUAAGCUUUAUCAAAGAGGAAUGUCUUAAGCCUACUCUUGAAUGUGGAGAGGGUGUCUGCCUCCCGAACCACAACUGGAAGCUGGUUCCACAGGAGAGGAGCUUGGUAACUGAAGGCUCUGGCUCCUGUUCUACUUUUAGAGACUAUAGGAACCACAAGUAGCCCAGCAUUCAGAGAACGUAGUGUUCUAGUGGGGUAAUAGGGUACUAUGAGCUCUUUAAGAUAUGAAGGGGCCUGACCAUGAUUCACCGACGUAGAUGAUAAAAACAGCAGUUUCAGUCGGAGCAGACCGGCUAUGGAAACAAACCACAGAGAGGCUGCGAUACAACACAGGCAGAGGGAGAGAGACACCAUGUGACUGUAUAUAGAGAAUAGCUAUUAAAUCUUACAGAUAACCUUUAGCAAAUAUGUAUCUAACAGAGUCCUUUACCUCUGAACCUCCUCUGCAGGGACUACCUGACCAGGAGCUCCAGGUCCUCGGACGCCAGCGCUCGAAUAUCAGAGUUCAUCUGAUACUCGAGCCUCGUGAUAUCGAACUUCCUGCUCUGUGGCUGCAAUGCAUUCUGGUUCCUUUUUCUCUAAAUUGAUCCCUCUGCGUCCUCGUCCAGUGUUUAUCAGUUCGUUAUCGAUCAGCUGGUGUUUAACUUUGACCUCUUCAACAACGUUCAUGUUUAUAUUUUAUUUACCGUUUGAAUUACGUCCAAAAUACAACGUUAUCUUUUAAAACUACACAAGAUUAAAGAUAUUAUGUUAAUAUCAGUACGCUGUAAAACCUGAUACACGUCUAACAUUAAAAAGAUAAAUGAACAUAAAUUAAUCCUCUAAAGGAAAAUCACUCAUUCACAUUAAUUGUUGAAGCAGCUCAGUUGUUUUGAGCGAACUUAAGUAUUUUAAGUAUUAGUGAUAUUUUCUUUAAAUUUACUUUAUAUCAUUAACAAUAUAAUUAUAAUACUGGAUAGCUUUUUUACUUUUUAUAUUUCAGUUUAUUAAUCAUAAUAAUCCCAAUUAUGCAUCCAAUUAAUUCUUAAUGAUCCCCAAAGUGAAAAGAUUGGAUCUCAGUCUUAAAAGAAAAUUAAUUGGCUACUAUUUUAUAAUCAUUGUUUUUAUGGUUCUUCAGCUGUUUAGUUAAUGUAAUAAUCUGCUUUAGUGGAAAUAAACAGAGUAAACUCAAUUUAAGUGGCAACAUUUGUAUUAGAUUAAUUUAAGUGACCUUAUUCAGAAAAUUUCUGUGAGCACAUUUUAAAUAAGUUUGGAGAAAAGCUACACGAGAGUCUAACGUCAAUUAACUGAAUUAAACAAUAAUUACUUGAGUUAUUGUACUUAAAUAUCUUUAAUAAACUUUGAGGCGGUUUCAGUUUGAGUUGAAUUAACUCAUCAGGUUUUACAGUGUUAGUUUAUAAAGGUGGACUUUUCCUUUAAUGACAUUUAUGUUUUAAUAAGUUUAUUCUAAAGAUAAAACAGCAAUAAUGUAAAUUAUAUUCAAUAUUUUAAUGCCUGGUUCAGUGUUAUUUCUCUUUGUUGUUGUUUAUUUGUUUACAAUGACUCGCAGUGUAUUUAUGCUUCAGUGUGUUUGUUAUUGUUUUAUUAUGUUCAAACUGUAUUAAUGAAACUCUGCAUGAAGAGUUUUAAUUAUCUGUUACUGGUUUUAAUGGUUUUAAUGGUUUUUGCACGUUGGCACCUUCACACAAGGUUUCUGUUUGUUUGUUUGUUCUUGUCUGGACUCUGUUCAUGUUUACAGAUUGUAUAAAUACUUUUGCAUUUUGAAAUAGAAAAACAUUACUGUACAGAGGUUUGAAGAGUUUUUGUAAAUAAACGAUCGCACCAAUAAACUUCUUCAUUUGAA